UACCCCAUAAAAAUAUAGGCAUGAUUGGCCAGAAAAAAUCUUUCACCAUUUGAGAGCAUAGAUCAUUAUUACCUCCAUAGUUCUUAAUAAAAUUGUGCACACACAGGCACAAAAGACUUUUUGAUGAAUUUGAAUGCAGCUCCUGUUCUCCAGUAUAUUCUUAUUUAUUCAAAAAUAUUAAGCAGCUACAAAAAAUAAUAUGCUGUGAUGUGAGGCUACAAAGAUUUUGAAUAAGACAUGACUCCAGCCCUUGAACUUGUAUUUAAGUUAGGGGGGUAUGCAUGCAUGUUGUCUUUACCACACUUAGUACCUGAUAUGUAGUAUAUGUUUGUUUAUUAUUGGCCUUCCCCCACUAGCAUAAAAGCUUUCAGGGCAGUUUUGUCUUAUUCACAGAUGUAUUCCCAGCCCAUAAAAUAAUUUCUAGCACCAUGGUGGGCAUUUAAUAAAUACUUUCUAGAUAGAUAGAUACAACCAAUACAAGGGAAUUUUGUAUUAUGGAUUGGGCCUUCAAAGGUAGGUGGGAUAUUUGCAGAAGAUAGGGAUGAGGGAUUUCCAGGCUGAGGGAAUGGUAAUGGCAAAGACAGGUGAUAAAAUUAAUGUUUAUAUAAUAGCAAAUUGUGAAGUAAGUUAGGUCUGUGAGGUGGUGAAAAAGCUGGAAGACAGGACAACUAAGUCAUUGAACUUGAAUGUCUGCUUUUUAAGAAUCCUAGGCUUUAUCCUGUUAGCCAAGUGGCUUUCGAGUAGGAAAGAGUCAAAGAGGAGCUUUAAAAUUAAUCAGGCAGGCCACGCUCAAGUUUACUUAUCUCAAAAAGAAAAGUUUUUCUCUGAUCUAUGCAUGUCCAAUUCCUAAUAAGAGCCGAGUUUUUACUACCUGUAGAUACAUACUAACCAAUUUACAUGCAUUUAGCUCAUUUAAUCCUCUUAAUCUUUUGAGAUAAACGUAUCCCCAGUCUAGAAAAAAGAAAUCAGCUCUGGAGUGAGUUACAACAACAGUGCAUUGUGGGAAAGAACACAGGUUCAGGGCACAGCAGAAACUUUCAGCAAAUGAUCCCUUUAUUGUACAGGAGAGUCCAGAAGGGGCAAAUCUCUUUGUCAUUUACAUAGCACAAAGAAUCCAAAACAUCGGGGGAAGAAGUCCCAUCAUGCCAGUUUCCCAGGGUUGCUGAAAACUACUCCGUGUCAUACCCCACUUCCCGCCAGAAAAGACAAAUUAUGCUGUGUGAUUUUUUAUCUUCCUUUUCUGAUAAGCAUCUGGGACUGCUUGUUCCUGGUUUAAGGUUUGGUAGGUCCUUUGCAGUAGUCUCCCUCAGGUUGUGGAAUGGUACAGAAUAGAAAAAGAUGAGAGGGUAGCUGAAGGCAGGAGGAUGACCUCUUAAUGUGUUCCGGACUUCCCCAGACAAGGAGGUGUGGGGGUAGUUGACAUUUGGGCAAUGGUUGCUUAACUGAUGGCUGUGACUUCCCUAACAGGCUCAGCAAGGUAAAGUAAUUAGCUCAGGAUCAGAUAUGAGAAAGAAAAUGAAUUGACAGAAAGGGAACAAAGGACAAUGAAGAAUUAAAGAUGACUGGUUUGUCUAGAUGAUAAAAACUGUGGUGCCUAAGAAGUAGUAAUCCCAAACAGAAGGCUUAUGGAACAAAGAUGGCUGGGUUUGAUUUUGAGCUUGGAUGUGUUGAAAUUGAAUUUCUGACAGGACACCUGGUGGUGAGGCUGAAGUAGGAUUGUGUGGGGAUUUCCAAAGACCACCACCAAGUUGGAAGAUUCACUUAGGAGGACUCACAGGACUCAGAAGUUAGUUGUACAUAUGACUAUGAUCUAUUGCAAAAGGAUUCAAAGCAGAAUUAGCAAAGAGAAAAGGUGCAUGAGGCAAAGCCCAAAGGAAACCAGGCACAGACUGCUAAGAGUCCUCUUCCAGUGGAAUCACAGUUUGUGCUUAAUUUCCUCCAAGAACAAUGUAUGAAAUGUUGCCAACCAUGGAAGCUCACUAGAGACUCAGUCCCAAGGUUUUUAACUGGAAGUCAGUCAUGUAGGCACCCUCUGCCUAGCAUGUACCCAAAUUUCAGACUUUCAAAAGAGAGCAGUUCAGCAUAAGCCUUAUCAUUUGCACAAAAGGUUUAGGAAUAGUGAGCCACUCCACAUUUAGGGAAUAGUGGGAACCCUCCCAAAAUCUAAGUUUUAAGACACCAGCCUUCAAAGUAUGGAAGUCUCAGGCUGGGGGUGUUUAACUCUUGUCUGCACAAGAAUUUAAUGAAGAUUCAGCUAAAAAUAAAAUCUCUUAAUUGUAGAUGUUAGUGUUACAGUAAACUAUAAGUCCUAAGUGCUAAGAAUUAUUAUUCAUGGGCUCUAUCUGACAAUGAAGUGAGUGUAGUAUUGGUGACUUAGGAAAUCCUGAUGCAUUAUUCUUAAAUAGCUUUAGGGCAAGAGUUACAAGGUUAGGGGUUGAGAGAAAUUUCUUUUUAGCUAAAUACCCUAUAAAUUUUAUUAAAUCCAAUGGGUACAAAUGCCAAAAUGUUAACUAAUAGCCCCAAAAUGGCUUAAGAAAUACAGAUUUUCCAGCUGAAACAAGAAAAAUACAUUUUGGCCUAAACCAAAACCUGGAAUGUUGGUGUGGGGGAGAUGAAGCAAUUUCCUGAGUUUUUUUUUUUGUUGUGGAGGGUAAAACAGAUGAAAGAAAUGGGAAAAUAAAAUUAUCUCGGUAAUUUUCCAGGAGACUCAGCCUUAACCAUUUCCAAAAUGCAAUACGAAAAAAAAAUAUGUAUCAUUAAAAAUUACUACAGGUAUACACUAAAACUUUAAGGGAAGGUGUUUAAAGUUAAGGUAAUCGAGUAUCAAAAAAGCAAUGAAAAUGGGGCCUGGAACUCUGGAUUUCUAACCAUAAGCUUUAGGACCAUACAAAUAGGCUGAACUGACUGGAGAUUGCCAUGUGUGGCACAGACGAGACUGGGAGAGUUGUAUAUUUUCUUCUCUAAAACACGCAUGCCUUAGAACUUCAGAGACACACAUACUAAGAGUUGGGGGGCCCCAUCCCCCUGCUUUAAACGUAAUCACCAAGAGAAUUUUCUCCUUGGUUUACUUCAAUACUUGCUUUUAAGCAUGUGUAAAAAAUUCUACCUUCUGCGUCAGAGUGGGUGGAGAGAGGGUCUGGGAUGAGAGCAAAUCACUGACUUCCCUCAGGAAGUAAAGUCCACUGGCAGAAGUGCCUAAAUUAGCUCUGCCCUCCUUGGCUCUUUCAAUGCUUGCUUGUUUCCACAGUCUGGUGGAAUCAACUGCCUUAGAAAAAGAGUAACAUUCUAGAAAAUAGACUUUUCUUCCUAAAUUGCCUCAUCUUUGAAGGAUUUCUUUGCUGAAUACCACAUCAAAGGGAUCUUCAGCAUCUAAAACAGACGAGGCAUCAUGCUGAAGAGACAGGGACAGUCCCAACCUUACACUAAACCCCUGGAUGGAGGAUGGGGAUGGAUGGUUGUGUUUCACUUCUUCCUGGUAAAUGUGUUUCUAAUGGGGAUGACCAAAAAUUUUGCCAUUUUAUUUGUGGUUUUUCAAGAAGAGUUUGAAGGCACCUCAGAGCAAACUGGCUGGAUUGGAUCCAUCAUGUCAUCACUUCGUUUUUCUGCAGGUCCCUUGGUUACCACGACUUGUGAAAUACUUGGAGAGAAAACUACAUCCAUUCUUGGGGCUUUCCUUGUUACUGGUGGAUAUGUGAUCAGCAGCUGGGCUACAAGCAUUCCCUUUCUUUGUGUAACUAUGGGACUUUUACCCGGUGUGGGUUCUGCUUUCCUGUACCAAGUAGCUGCUGUGGUAACCACCAAAUAUUUUAAAAAACGACUGGCUCUUUCUACAGCUAUUGCCCGCUCUGGCAUGGGACUGACAUUUGUGUUGGCACCUUUUACAAAAUUCCUGAUAGAUCUGUAUGAUUGGCCAGGUGCCCUUAUAUUAUUUGGAGCUCUCACAAUGAAUUUGGUGCCUUCAAGUAUGCUCCUGAGACCCAUCCAUACCAAAAAUGAGAGUAAUUCUGACAUUAAAGAUGAAGAUAGCAGUUUGUCUGCAAGUAGUCCCAAGGCAGUGUGCAGGACAGAAACAUCACACUGCAAUAAGACCCAGGAGUCUUUCAACAGGGACAAAACUAUGCAGAGGGCUGGACAACUAAGUACAAGUUUAACAGUUUUAGAAAAUCAAAGCAAAGAGCACAAUGGGCCUUCGAGGAACAGACUGCUCCUAAUAAGCAACAAACAAAAUUAUGAGAAAAAGUCUACUUUGUGGAACUGCAAACUCUCUGAUAUUUCUCUCUUUAAGAACCCUUUCUUCUAUAUAUAUACCUGGUCUUUUCUCCUCAGUCAGUUAGCAUAUUUCAUCCCCACUUUUCACCUGGUAGCUAGAGCCAAGACACUGGGGAUUGAUGUCAUGGAUGCCUCCUACCUAGUUUCUGCAGCUGGUAUCACUGAGGCAGUAAGUCAGAUAAUCUCUGGAUGGGUUGCUGAUCAAGACUGGAUCAAGAAAUAUCAUUACCACAAGUCUUACCUCAUCCUCUGCGGCAUCACUAACCUGCUUGCUCCUUUAGCCACCACAUUUCCACUACUUAUGACCUACUCCAUCUUCUUUGCCAUUUUCUCUGGUGGUUACCUUGCAUUGAUACUUCCUGUACUGGUUGAUAUGUCUGGGAAUUCUGAAGUACACAGGUUUUUGGGACUUGCUGGUUUCUUUGCUGGGAUGGCUGUCCUUUCCGGACCACCUAUAGCAGGCUGGUUAUAUGAUUAUACCCAGACGUAUACCUGCUCCUUCUACUUCUCUGGUACAUGCUAUCUACUUUCUUCAGUUUCCUUUUUCUUUGUACCACUGGCUGAGACAUGGAAAAACAAAAAGAAUCUGACCAGAAAGAAAGAAGACUCCAAUCAAGUGAGAGCUUAACAGAAAAAAAAUCUAAACUAAGAAGUCUUAGAAACAAAAGUUUGGAAGAAAAUAUUUUUCUCAUUUGUAAAAUGAGAUGGUAAAGCAGAGAAGUAUUUUUUAAAAAAAUUUUUAAUCACACAGUCUUCCAAGUUCCUUUAUGCUUUAACAUUCUGAGGAAUGUAAUCGGUAACAAAAAAAGAGUACUAGCAACUUAAACUAGGCUGUUUGUUGGUAUUUAAUCAAAUUGCUUACAUUUUUUAUCAGUUGAAGCAGCUACCUAAAUAUUAAAUGAAAAUCAGAGUGUACUCUAAUAAAUUAAUCCAAACUCUGAAUGUGCCAUGGUAACUGACAGUCACUAAAAUAUAUAAAGGUGGAGAAAUAUUUUUCUGCACUUAAAAGGAAUAUAAAAUAUAACCAUUGGUUGACUAAAACAAAUUCUGGAAUCUGAAUGAAUAUUAAAAUCUUGUUUAAAGGGUGACAGUGUGAUUGUGAAAGCCUUAUAGAUCACACUCCCUUUAUCCAGUGGGAUAAAGGGAUGGAUGAGUAGAAAAAUGGGGACAAAAACAAAAU
Choloepus didactylus (southern two-toed sloth) is the source of this 5449-nucleotide messenger RNA. It is a transcript of the gene SLC16A4, whose product is annotated as solute carrier family 16 member 4. The record is from RefSeq and is a predicted model, not a curated record. Gene Ontology annotation, molecular function: monocarboxylic acid transmembrane transporter activity. Gene Ontology annotation, biological process: transmembrane transport; monocarboxylic acid transport. The coding region runs from base 3389 to 4897 and encodes 502 amino acids. Lineage: Eukaryota; Metazoa; Chordata; Mammalia; Pilosa; Megalonychidae. The transcript is spliced from 9 exons.